This is a messenger RNA of Carassius auratus (goldfish), 943 nucleotides long. It is a transcript of the gene mgp, whose product is annotated as matrix Gla protein. Gene Ontology annotation, molecular function: calcium ion binding. Bases 166 to 558 code for a protein of 130 amino acids. The record is from RefSeq and is a predicted model, not a curated record. Gene Ontology annotation, cellular component: extracellular region. The transcript is spliced from 6 exons. Lineage: Eukaryota; Metazoa; Chordata; Actinopteri; Cypriniformes; Cyprinidae.
GGGAGUUAAUGGUGUUAUUGAGUCGCUGGAAAGAGCAGAGAGACAGAUGGGUCGGGUGGAGGGCGUGAAGGCUUUAUAAGAGCUCGCAAAUUAUGAAAAACAACCAGAAACUGAAGUAGGAGAUCCAAAGACAGAUUCAGCUCAUCAGACAGAUCUGCUGCAGUCAUGUGUGUUGCCCUUCACUGUGUGUUUCUCUGUGUUUCUCUAGCACUCGGUGCUUGUUAUGAUUCUCAGGAGAGCCAGGAGUCAUUUGAGGUAUUUGUGAAUCCGUAUCAGGCGAAUGCUUUCAUGAGGAGUCCACAAGAGUCCAUCUACAACCAGUAUUUCUACAGGAGUAAAGAAAAGCAGCUGAAGUUUACAGAAUCUAGCAGUUUUCAGAGAAGACACCUCAAAGACGGAGCAGCUGGAGGAGUGGAGGCAGCCGAGCGUCGGGCCGAGAUCUGUGAGGAUUAUUCGCCCUGUCGUCUGUUCGCGAUGCGCUAUGGAUCUCCGAUAGCUUAUCAAACGUACUUCAGCGCUCAGCAGCUCAAGCCCAACCCACAUCAGCGUCGCUACUGAGCCCCGCCUCUACGUUUGCAUACGACCAAUCAUGCUCUUCAUUUUAAAUAAUCACGUACAGUUCGAUUAAGCCCAGACACCUAUCCACAUAUACAUGUCCUUCUGUGUGUCAUGGGUUUGCUACUAACCUCCUCUCGCUCUCUGAUGAUGGGCUGGUGUGCCCAGAUAUUUACACAAAACUGACAACUGUGCUUUUGCUUCAAUAUUCACAAUCUACAAUCAUGAUGGCACAUGUAUUUCUUGAUAAUCUGCAUUUCUUAAUAGAUACAAAAAAAAGAGUAGUCACAUGACAAUGUUUCCAGACAAUGUGAUGCAGCAGUAAAUCUGAUCACGGAUGUUUACAUUUGUCUCUGUUUAUCACAAUUAAACGUCUGCAAACCUGAAA